AUGGCCUACGACCCGAGUCCGGACAUCCCCCCGACCUCCAAGUAUCUCUCCUUCAUCCCUGUUGAUCGACUAAAUAAGGCCCCCGUCAUCACCAUAAAUAACUUUUCCAACGAACAAGUCAACUCUGUCUCGGUCCGCCUCGCAGACUUCUUCCGCGACGAAGGCGCUGGCAACUCGGUCAAGGCGGGCGUCAAAAUCGAUGAUGAGAAAGCUCCGGACGAGUCCAAAUGGGCAAAGUACUACGACCCGCAAACCGUCAACGAGGCCCCCAUCAUUUCCAUCUACAGCAGCGUCGACGACUUGCCGUAUACGAAAUGGGGUGUCAGUAUCAUACAGACCGUUGUGCCGACUAGACUAGAUGAGGGCAGGAAGUUGCUGGGAGAUGUCCCACCUAACCCAGACUCGUACAAGGAGUACAUCCCCAAUACUAACAUGGCUCCGGAUAUCACCGUGAGCUUGGGAGCAACAGAUGAACAGUCCAAUGUAACGGUCGACAUGAACACCCAGUUUACAUCGGAAGCUGCUGUCGAAGCCAUUUUUGCCCAAUUCCGGCGUUGA
Molecule: messenger RNA, 558 nt
Organism: Chondrus crispus (carragheen)
Lineage: Eukaryota; Rhodophyta; Florideophyceae; Gigartinales; Gigartinaceae
Exons: 1
Coding region: 1-558 (185 amino acids)
Source: RefSeq, a predicted model, not a curated record